CCUGUUGCACGAGGGACAUCCAGGCACCACCAGAAUGAAAAUGCUAUCACGUAGUCACGUGUGGUGGCCUUUGAUAACAUAUGAUGUCGAAAACACUGUCAAAAACUGUAGUACUUGUCAACUAACGCAGAACGCGCCACCACGUGUUCCAUUAUUAACGUGGGGUUGGCCAACGCGCAGAUGGCAAAGGGUGCAUCUUGAUUUUGCAUACCGGGAUCAGAACUGGUUUUUGAUUGUCGUAGAUGCUCAUUCAAAGUGGGUAGAGGUGUUUCUAAUGAGUUCCACUACGACGAAAUGUACUAUCGAAAGAUUGCGAAGUGUUUUCGCCGCGUUUGGACUACCAGAAGAGGUAGUGACAGACAAUGGACCCCAGUUUGUGGCGACAGAGUUCGUAGAGUUUCUGUCGAUGAAUGGGGUACGCCACACGAAAAGUCCUCCGUACCAUCCCGCCUCAAACGGAAGCGCGGAACGGUGUGUGCAAACCGUCAAGCGGGACCUCCUGAGGCAGGUAAUCGACGAGCAACGGACGGGUGUACCGAAAUCGAUGCAACAUCGAGUCGACCAGUUCCUGUUUGCAUACAGAAACACCCCAACUGGUACGACCGACAGAACUCCAGCCGAGCUGUUUCUCUCUUGGAAGCCUAGGACCCGUCUGAGCUUCCCUCAUCCUGAAAUGGAGAGACGCAUGAGAGAUCGCCAGCAACAAAUCAAGACAGCCGCCGACAUGAGAAGAGGCUCUUGGCGAACUUUCGAAGAAGGCGACCAAGUCCUCGUCCGGGGAUCACGUCCGACAGAUCCUGCAUGGUUGGUGGGACGUGUUAUGAAGAAAGUGAUCCCACCGCCGCAAACCACACUGGGAGACGUACACUUCAAAAUAAUCCGGGAGGUCCGCUCGGAAGUCGCGCAGCUGAAGGAGACAAUUCAGCAGAUGCAACAGCAGAUGCAGAUGUUCCUGACGGGAAUGCAGACUCUGGAGAGCAAGUCUAACAAGAGGAUUGAGAGACUGGAGAUGCGAAACAGCCAGCUAAACUGCAGGGGAAUCGGCCGGAAAAGGGCUGGUCUCAACCUGUUGGCGGCGCAAGCGGCUGGACCCCCUGCGGUUAUCUCUCUUCAAGAACUUGGAAAGUGUACGAGUGUCAGAAUUAAGGGCUACGAUACUCACUACGCGGACCAGUAUUUGGCCCUGUUAGUUCACAAAAAUAUCCGGCGGAGGUACAAGAACCGUUGA
Messenger RNA from Ixodes scapularis (black-legged tick), 1228 nucleotides. RefSeq lists its product as uncharacterized. The record is from RefSeq and is a predicted model, not a curated record. Gene Ontology annotation, biological process: DNA integration. The transcript is spliced from 3 exons. Gene Ontology annotation, molecular function: nucleic acid binding. NCBI's taxonomy places the organism in Eukaryota, Metazoa, Arthropoda, Arachnida, Ixodida, Ixodidae. The coding region runs from base 35 to 1228 and encodes 397 amino acids.